AUGGCGUCCGUUACCCCCGAGAAGAAGCUCGACAUGUCGCUGGACGACAUCAUUGUGCAAGAGCGUGCAAAGACCGACGCGGGGGCGACGUCUGCGGCCACAGACAAGAGCACGAAUCACGCCGAGCACGUCGCAGAGUCAAGUUCGCACCAAGCUGAACACGGCGACGUUGUCCACGACGUGGAGAUGGAGUCGUCAACAGCUGUGAACUGUCGCGUGUAUGUGGGCAAUUUGUCCUGGAGCAUCAAGUCGCCGGAUCUCAAGGAACACAUGGAGACUGCCGGAUCGGUGGAGGCCGCGACGGUUCUCGAGUGGAACGGUCGCUCGAAGGGCUGCGGGGUCGUGACGUACGAGUCGGAGGACGCCGCGAAGAACGCUAUUGCCACGCUCAAUGACACGGAGCUUGGCGGUCGCAAGAUCUUUGUCCGUGAAGAUCGCGAGUCGCAGUCGUCGACGGCUGUGAAGCCGAAGCGCGGCUAUCGCGUGUAUGUUGGCAACUUGUCGUGGACUGUCAAGUGGCAGGAGCUCAAGGACCACAUGAAGAAGGUUGGCACCGUGGUGCACGCUGAUGUGCUGGAAGAGGCUAACGGUCGCUCAAAGGGAUGCGGCCUAGUGGAAUACGCUUCCCCAGAGGAAGCUGCCACGGCUAUUGCGGAGCUCAACAACACGGAGCUAGAAGGACGACUCAUUUUUGUCCGCGAGGACAGAGAACCCGAGGGUGGUAGCAUCUCCAAGUUUGCCAAGCGUGCCGCACCUCCACGUGGUGGUGGCGGUGGCGCCAACGGUGGUGGCAAUGGUGGUGGCGGCGGUGGCAGCGAGGGUCGUCAGCUUUACGUUGGAAACCUUCCGUGGGACACCAAUUGGCAGCAGCUCAAGGAUCUGUUUGCAACUGCAGGUGUGGUGGAGCGUGCCGAUAUCGCCGAGCACUCGGACGGUCGCUCGCGUGGCUUUGGUAUCAUUCGAUACACGAAUGCGGCGGAUGCAUGGCAAGCGAUUGAGCGCUUCAACGGGUUUGAAAUAGAAGGCCGGCUGAUUGAGGUGCGCCUGGACAAAAGAGAGUAA
Peronospora matthiolae is the source of this 1062-nucleotide messenger RNA. Lineage: Eukaryota; Oomycota; Peronosporomycetes; Peronosporales; Peronosporaceae. The record is from the annotation of a GenBank genome assembly.